Molecule: messenger RNA, 2167 nt
Organism: Arabidopsis arenosa
Lineage: Eukaryota; Viridiplantae; Streptophyta; Magnoliopsida; Brassicales; Brassicaceae
Source: the annotation of a GenBank genome assembly
AAAUUUCCGAAUCAAAUCAUUUUUUUUGGCUGUUGCUUUUGUUGAGCUUCUGGUUAUGGCGGUGGUGAGCAAGAAUCAGACCCAACAACAAACACCAAAUCCUGGGAUUAGGGUUGUUGAACCAAGGAUCGAAGAUUCCACCAUUGGAAAGACUUGUCAUCAGUGUCGACAAAAGAGAACGGAUCUUGUUGGAUCCUGCGUGACUAAGAAGAAAGACAAGACAUGUCCGAUUAAGUUAUGUACUAAGUGCAUAUUGAACAGGUAUGGAGAGAAUGCAGAAGAGGUUGCUUUGAAACAGGAUUGGAUUUGUCCCAAGUGUAGAGGAAACUGCAAUUGUAGCUACUGCAUGAAGAAACGAGGCCAAAAGCCUACCGGGAUAUUAGUACACACUGCUAAAAAGACUGGGUUCUCUUCUGUAUCCGAGCUUCUUAAAACUAGUGGUUCUGACAAAUAUUUUUAUACAAAGAAGGUGAAACCGGAAGGUAGUGUUGUAGCUUUACCACUGAAACUUGACCAGGAGAAUUCUAUUGAACAAAAACAUGUUAGUGUUAAAAAAUCGAGAAAAACUAAACGGGAAGAGCUAAAGGAUUUAAACAAUGGCUGCAGCGAUGAGAAUGCUGUGGUGAAAAAGAGCAGUCCAAAAAAGAUCAAGAUUUCUGAUUCCAAUCAUGUGACAGAAGUUACCAAGAAAGUAUUGGCAGAAGGAAAAAAGAAGAAGACUACUACCAAAGAUAUCAAGGAAAACAACAUAGCGGGUAAGAUCAAGAUUUCUGAUUCUGUUCAUGCGACAGAAGUUACCAAGAAAGUAUUGGCAGAAGGAAAAGAGAAGAAGACUACUGCUAAAGAUAUCAAGGAAAACAACGUAGCGGUUAAGAUCAAAAAAAUUAAACCUGCUCUCAAGAAGAAAGAGGAGGAUCAGGUUGAGGUUAAACUACCUCAGGGUAAUAGCUCAAUUACUGUUUCUGGCAUUGACUUGGCUCCUGAAGAUGCUGGAAAUGUAUUUCAGUUUUUGGAGUUUUGUUCAGCUUUUGGGAAGGCACUUGAUUUGAGGAAAGGACAAGCUGAAUGUGUUAUACGUGAAAUGUUAUCCGGGCGAAGCAAAAGAAGACAACAAUAUUCCACACUUACCCAGAUGAUAAUCCAACUACUUACUGUGAUAUUAGAGGAUAAAGGAGAAACAUCGGUUUGCCUGAGUGCAACUGAUGCUAGUUGGUUCACUACAAUUGGAGAAUGUCUUUCGGAAUCAGAAGUUAAGCUAGAUGAUUUCCCUCCUGAAAUGUUUGAAAAAGGCAUUUCUCAGUAUGAGAAGUUGAAUUCAUCAAAAAGGCUUAAGCUUUUGAAUUUCUUAUGCGAUGAGACGCUUGGCACAUCGGUGAUGAGAAAUUGCAUUGAUAGCCAAAAUAUUGAAUCUGUUGAAAGGAAAAAGGAAGCAAAAGAAAAGAUCAUUGCAGCAAAAGAUAAGGAGAAACAACUAAAGCAGAAAUUGCAAGAUGAGUUGGCUCAAGCCGUAACAGAGAAAAACGGAAUUCCAUUGUUGAUAACAGAACGUGAUGCAAUUGUAUCGCGUAUAACUGCUGAAACUAAAGAAGUUUAUUCUGAAAUGCAAAACGCGAUAGACAUGCUAUCCAAAAAGAGUCAAGGAAGUGAUGAUGCUGUUAGAACCAACCCGGUUGAAUUGGAUGACAAUGGUCUUAUAUUCUGGAGAUUAAAGUCUUACUACAAUGAUGAGCAAAACAUUUUGCUUCAAGAUUUAGGAAGCUGGAAUGAAGUAUGUCUUCAUGAAAAAUGGUUUUCCUUCAGCUCUGAGCAGAAACCAGAGAUAGAGAAAUACAUCUCUUCCAUAAGGAUGAAACGGCUUGGAGCACAAAAGAAUGCAAAUACUAUUAUUACUUAGCUAUGAUGAUUCUCUUUGCCCGCGAGCACAUAAGAACAUGAUUCUGAUAAGCAAAGAGGAAAACGGCUGACUCAAAACUCUUUGACAUGUGAUUUUGAAUCGCAUUGAGUAUUGCUUUAUGAACAACCCAAAAAGCUCUGUUUGUAUGAUAAUGUUCGUUCGGAUUCCCUAAAGUAUGAAACGAUCUUUGAUAGUUUUCAAUCUUGUAAUGUUCGACUGCAUUUUUUUUUUUUGGUCACAACAUAAGCUUAACAAUCAACAAGUGGACAUCAA